Procambarus clarkii (red swamp crayfish) is the source of this 1160-nucleotide messenger RNA. The record is from RefSeq and is a predicted model, not a curated record. Lineage: Eukaryota; Metazoa; Arthropoda; Malacostraca; Decapoda; Cambaridae.
AUGGCUGCCAUUACAGAGUCCGCCUGCGUCGGUUUCAACCUGGAGGCCGACGGUGGCUCUUCCAGGUCUUGUGAGCUCAGUAGCUCCUCCUCCAACUGUACCUCUGACGCAGCCGUCCACUUCUACUUCGCCUCCACCACAGAAGCAUUAACGACUCUCCAAGCUGAUACAACAACAACCAUCUCUACGACCGAGAUCGACUCAACAACCACCACCCCAACCACGACUUCAACAACCACCACAAUUACCCCCACUAGUCUCACCCCAACCACAACACCCCCAACUGUAACCACGGCUUCUACAAUAACCAGCUCCAUCACCACAUCAAUCCCCACCACGUCAAGACCCACCACUUCCGUGGCAACCACACCUCUGCCCUACACCAUCGAACUCAGGUUCUUCGCCAUCAACAAGGACAUCCAUUGCUCGGGCGACCAUGCCAUCACCACCGUGGUCAUCACCCCAAGGGACUCUAACCUCACUACCAUCUCCUACUUCAUCUGCAGCAAGGUCAUGGGCGUCAAGUUCAAUGUGAACGACAAACCUAACGCCAUAGUAUCCACGGGCUCCGAUAGCAACUCCACGGGAAACUGUACUAACAACAUGGUACUCUUCGAACUCCAGCCGGAUUCUAAACAAAGUUUCAUGGUUCCUGAAACAGUGGUGUGUAAGACGCUGGUUAACUGGAACAUAGACUACACUAACUGUCGUUACGAGUAUCUGACUGGCACGGGGACCGUUUGGCCGACGGUAAGUGCCAUGUACACGGAGACGUGGGAGAAGUGGAUCUCCUGUCUCAACUUCUCUUUGGCGGUUGGUCUCCAGCGCGAGAAGGUCGGCUCCGUCUGGCAGAUCAAAUCCCUCCUCUGUUGCUACAUUAUUUAUGCGCCCAACUAAAUAUGUGCUGUUGCCGCUGCUGCUCCUGUUGUUGUUACUGCUGCUGUUGCUCCUGUAACUGCUGCUGCUGCUGUUACUGCUACUGCUACUCCUGAAUAAAUUAUAAGUUUAUAAGAUCAAUACUGUACCUAAUUAGGAAACAGUCAGAGAACAAUUAUACACUAAUGAACUGUACUAAAACUUUAUAGAUGUGGUACCACGUGAGAUCUACACUAUAGCUAUUCCAUGUACCAUCAUACUACCAUGCAAGAAAAGCCACAUAU